UGAUCCGCCCUUCUCGGCCUCCCAAAGUGCUAGGAUUACAGGCGUGAGCCACGGUGCCCAGCCAAGGUACUUUCUCAUUUAGUUCUUUUAAGAAUCCUGGCAAGUUAGGAGGGUUUUGUUUUGUUUUGUUUCUUUUCAUGGAUAAGGGCUAGAACUUAAAGAGGUUAAGUAAUUUGCCCAGGGUCUCACAGUUUACAUUCCAGGAUUCACAUCCAGGCUUAUCUAACCCCAGAGCCCACACUCGCUCCGUUUGACCAUGGUGUUUUUUCUGUUUACAAAAAUUCUCCAGCAGAGCCUCGUUUCCACGUGGAAGCUCUGUGGGGUUACCACCUCUGAGCACACGCCUGACGAGGCCAGAGAACCUCCCAGCAGCUCCUCUGACGCAGCCAGGGCCAGCGGAGGGGGUGCUGAGGCAUGAAGAGAAGGGCCGAGGGCGAGGCAGCGCUUGCCUCCGUGACGCCUGGCCUUUUGUCCUUGCUCCUUCUCCAGAGACUUUGCUGUGGUUCUGCCCCGUGAUUUCACCAGGUCAGCGAGGUUUUAGUUGUGUAACAGGAUGUCACGUGGGAUGUUUUUCUUUUUCUCUGGAAUUAGUGAGUAGGUGGUUCCUACUCGCUGAGUCCUGGGAGGGGUCACCUAGGAAAGUCAGUGGUAGAGAUGAGGGGUGCUUGAGAGAGGGGAAUCGGGGGUCUCACACUUGCUGGUGGCCGUCAUGGCAGCAACCAGAGUGAAGAGAACUGGGGCGAGGGCAGUGUCCAGUGGCCGUGGAGCAAUCUGUGCUCCCUCCUUUUGGCAGGGCAAGGAUGGAGAAAUUUCCUGUGGGUCCAGUGGAGCCUGAGGAAGGAAGUUGAGCAUGAGCCAUCUUGCUUCAGCAUUCCUAAAAGGGCUCAGCCGCCGGGUGUCUUCAGCUGUAGGUGACUGGGGUGGGUGUGCUGGUGAGGGAAGUUGAGCGUACUGGAAUAGACUCAAGCCAAGGCGCAUCUCCUUUUUCAGUGAGAUGUGUACUCCCUACCUCCAAAAACCUGCAUCUAUACCUUGGGAGAUUGAGCACUUGGACGCUAUGCCAGAGAGGGAAGUGGUGACCAACUCAUGUCAACCGAUGAAGAGAGAAUUGGAACCCUGCCGAGCUUUCCAAAGAGAAAUUUACCUCUUCUCUUCUCCCUCCUCUGCACCCAUCCUCCCAGUACACAGAUAGGGCCUACAAUAAAGAGGAGAGGGAGGGUGGGCCGGAGCAAACCCCUCAGCAGUCCACACAGCCUGUAAGGCGGCGGGGAAGAGCUAAUUUUGCGUCACAUACGGGACUGGAAUUCUAAGUUAGGCCGGAUGGAGAUUUUCUAUCUGAAUCUUAAUGCAAUGGCAAAUCGUGCUGCAGGGAAAGGCUAUGAGAAUGAAGACAAUUAUUCCAAUAUCAAGUUUCAGUUUAUCGGGAUAGAGAACAUCCAUGUCAUGAGGAACAGUCUGCAGAAAAUGCUGGAAGUGUGUGAACUUAAAUCUCCCUCCAUGAGUGAUUUCCUGUGGGGUCUGGAGAACUCUGGCUGGUUAAGGCACAUUAAAGCCAUAAUGGAUGCAGGAAUCUUCAUUGCAAAGGCAGUGUCAGAGGAAGGGGCAAGUGUGCUUGUUCACUGUUCUGAUGGCUGGGACAGGACCGCUCAGGUGUGCUCGGUGGCAAGCCUGCUGCUGGACCCUCACUACCGGACUCUGAAGGGCUUCAUGGUAUUAAUUGAAAAGGACUGGAUUUCCUUUGGUCAUAAGUUUAAUCACCGAUAUGGCAAUCUAGAUGGUGACCCAAAAGAAAUCUCUCCAGUUAUUGACCAGUUCAUUGAGUGUGUUUGGCAGUUAAUGGAACAAUUUCCCUGUGCCUUUGAGUUCAAUGAGAGGUUUUUGAUUCACAUUCAACAUCACAUUUAUUCCUGCCAGUUUGGAAACUUCCUAUGUAACAGCCAAAAGGAGAGACGAGAACUCAAGAUUCAAGAAAGAACAUACUCAUUAUGGGCUCACCUGUGGAAGAAUCGGGCCGACUACCUGAAUCCUCUGUUUAGAGCUGAUCACAGCCAGACUCAGGGAACCCUUCAUCUCCCUACAACACCAUGUAACUUCAUGUACAAGUUUUGGAGUGGAAUGUAUAACCGCUUUGAAAAGGGGAUGCAGCCCCGACAGUCAGUUACAGAUUACCUAAUGGCAGUGAAGGAAGAAACUCAGCAGCUAGAGGAAGAACUAGAGGCCCUGGAAGAAAGGCUGGAAAAAAUUCAAAAGGUCCAGUUAAAUUGCACUAAGGUGAAGAGUAAGCAAAGUGAGCCCAGCAAGCACUCAGGGUUUUCUACCUCAGACAACAGCAUAGCCAACACUCCCCAGGAUUACAGUGGGAAUAUGAAAUCAUUUCCAUCCCGGAGCCCUUCACAAGGCGAUGAAGAUUCUGCUCUGAUUCUAACCCAAGACAAUCUGAAAAGUUCAGAUCCAGAUCUGUCAGCCAACAGUGACCAAGAGUCCGGGGUGGAGGAUUUGAGCUGUCGGUCUCCAAGUGGUGGUGAGCAUGCACCGAGUGAAGAUAGUGGCAAGGACCGGGAUUCUGAUGAAGCCGUGUUUCUCACUGCCUGAAGUUUCCCUUUGGAGUUCCAAAGUAAAGGACACAUAAGCAACACUUCCAAAAACAAGGGAACAAGGUGGUUUAUUGUAAAAACAGGAAAUGGUGCAUGUCAUUGAGAACUACUUUAAUGCAGCUAUGAAAAGGGAAAAAAGUGCCCAGUUCUUGAUUUCUUAGAUACUGAAGAGGACGUAGUCAUUUCAUUUAUCAAAUAUAAGGAAAAUUAUUCACCAUUUUGAAGCUCACCCUAGACUAUGAAAAUUAUAUUCACUGCAGAGCAAUUACUUCUGUCAUUACCUGAAGUGAUCAGUAUCUAUCUUCCUUGUCAUAGCAUGCAUCUCUCAAAAAGCCUCCACUCCUUUCCCUCACAUCUGUGAUCAUCAUGAUUCUUUUAGUUCACUUCUAGAUGCAUAUUUUGUGUUUUCUAAAGCAUCUGACAUUAUCCUCCUUUCCGACCCUCUUAUACAUAUUUCUAAAAACAGGCACAUUGGUGAGAUGCACCCUUUUUAGUUAAUAGAUGCAUUCCUAAGGAGCUUUUAAUUGCUUAUCUUUCAGGCAUAAUCAUCACUUUAACUUUUCCUUGGAGCAUAUAUUUUGAAUUGUGAGAAUAAUUUUGUUGCUUUUCUCUGAGAUCUAUAGUCUGUUUCUCCUCAUUAUUUAAAAAUGCUAAACCUUGUAUCUCACUUUUUCUCUAACACUGAUUUAAUAGCUAACGAGGUAGAAGCAACAUUCAUUCUCCUGGUCUUACAUAUGAAUUUAAGUAUCAGCUUUCUUGUAAUAACCUUUUAUUACUGUUCUAGAGACUACACUACCGACAGUGUGGGCCAGCCACCAGCCUGAUCUCAAAGUAUCACAUUAUAAAGUUAGUAGAUAAAACAUCUGUGAGUGAAAAUCCAGUUUCAAGAACCAGAGAAUUGGGUUGUCAUGUCUGUUUAAUGAAGGGAAUAGGUUUUGUAAUCUAUCAUUUUAGAAAUUAUGUAACUGGCUAAUAUGGUUUAAUUAACCUUAGUAACAUCUCAUGACCACUGACUGCUGAAAGUUCUGAAAAGAAUUUUUGUUUUGUUACACUGCACAUUUAAGGGAGAGUCCCUCCCCUAUCUUAUGAGUUAAAAAAGACUUCACUAGGUGACCUAAAUUAAACUUAGUGGGGAAAAGUGGCCAUGUUUGGACAUAAAUAAAUGGUAUUCACACUGUAUGGUUUUAAUAUAUUAGUACAUUCUAGAAUGUAAAAGGAUUAAACUUUACAAUUUAGAUCAAUAUUUUGAAUAUGUGAAAGGAUUAAUUUAAACUUUACAAUUUACAUCAAUAUUUUGAAUAUCUGAUUUUUUUUAAUGGGAGAAUUAUUACAUUUCGCUGAAAUGAGGACGAGGGCAAGAAAGCAACAUUGCUGAUCUCUCUAGUAUGAAAGAUUUGGAGGGAGUGUUGCAAUAUAUAUAAAUGAAAACAUUUAAUUGUGUUCAUCAUAUUUAAAAAUAUAGAAUAUAUUAGAGAACUGUGAUUUAAAAGUACUGUUAAUGUAAAAAAUAAAGCAAGUGUAAUUAAUUCUUUCAGAAUAUAAAAUUUGGGCAUUCUCUGCUGAGCAGUUCCCAAAUUAAGUACAAGGAAUGUUUAUUCAUUUUCUGCAAUAUACUAUAUGUAAUAGGGAAUACCUUGCUAAAAUAAAACUUAGGAUAUAGUGGUAAUGGCUUUCACAUUUUUAUAACAUAACAUAACUCACUUCACAACCUUCUUGGAGCUGUCCACUCUUAGAAACUCUGUUGCCUAAUAUUGAGGAUGUGGCUUUAAUUUCUUCCGUUUGACAGUGUAUGUCUAUAAAAACAAUAAACAUUUUUUAAAAAAUGACAAAGUAUCUAUGCCAAACAGCACUAUGCUUUUAUUUGAAAAGCAAAUAGUAUAAAUAUUUGAUGUUUUAAAAUGUAGUUUUUUAAUAUGACAACUUCCAUAUCAGAGUCAUAAACUUUUAGUCCCCUCAACUUUUUUACAAGACAGACAUUAUAAUUUAUGUAACAUGUUCGUCUGCUUAUUAGAAGUUAACCUAGCACUGAGAUUUAUAUAAAAGGUUACAUUUAUUGCUUAUUAAAACUUUACUGUACUUUCACAGAUUCUUCAGAGCAUGGCUAACCCAACAAGACUAAAAUAUCCCCAACAAGACUAAAAUAUCUAAUAAUCAAACAUUAAUCAGGAAGUGUUUUAUUGAGAGCAGUGGUUUAAAGCAUAGGGAAUAAUCCAGUAUAAAACUGAUUUGAGGCAUAUUACUUCCCAAUUAGUAAUAUAUAGAAUGCAAGUAAUUUAUUUUUUAAAGUUGAUAUGAAAUAAAUAGGUAAGAAUUUUGACCAUGACCCAGCAAAUCAGUAACUGAGCUUUUUAUAGAAUGGAAGGUGAUGAUCAGAGACAGAAACCAUAGAAUAAAUUUUUAUUCUUUAAGAGCACAUUAGUUUACUUUCUUCUCCUAAAAAUGAAUCUGAGCUGUCCUUCAAUUUAAGCAUAUAUAUGUGUCAAGCACCCUCUAUUCUGAUAUAAAUUUCCUAGUCUCAAUUUAUGCCUAGAAAUUUCUUUCAACUUUGAAGUGGGUCUGUUUAGUUUAUAUCUCACUGAUUGAUUGAUUUAGAAUUUUCUUCUAUUUUAAGAUAUUAACCUUUAAAUCUCUACCUAUGACAAAUUCGUACACUGAUUAGCCUAGUAACUCCUAAGUAUUCCUCUUUAAUUCUGAUUUCUAUCUCAUCUUGUAAAAUCAGAAUACAAACUUUCACAUGCAUUUCAUUUUUCCUGUGGCACUGCUUCUCCGAUGUGACCAAUUUUUAUGAAGAAAAUAUAUAGCCAUAAAAUUAGAAAAAAUGGUCACUUAAUCUCUGUUGCAAAAACAGAACCCACAUUCAUACGGGCAUAUUCAAAUGCAGAUUCUUUUCAUCGUGGGUGACAUACAUAACCUUUAUGUAAACUGAUUUGUCUAUUUGUUAAAUGCAGAUAACUGAUCACACUGCUCUGUUUCAUGACUGGGUUGUAACAAGGUUAUCCAAUGAAUGGUAUAGAAUGAAACUGGGAUAGUUCAACUUUAAAGAAUAAAAAACACUGAGAUGAACUA
This is a messenger RNA of Homo sapiens (human), 5660 nucleotides long. It is a transcript of the gene MTMR7, whose product is annotated as myotubularin related protein 7. Gene Ontology annotation, biological process: phosphatidylinositol dephosphorylation; phosphatidylinositol biosynthetic process. The coding region runs from base 1321 to 2592 and encodes 423 amino acids. Gene Ontology annotation, cellular component: endomembrane system; membrane; cytoplasm. The transcript has 9 exons. The record is from RefSeq and is a predicted model, not a curated record. Gene Ontology annotation, molecular function: phosphatidylinositol phosphate phosphatase activity; phosphatidylinositol-3,5-bisphosphate 3-phosphatase activity; inositol bisphosphate phosphatase activity. NCBI's taxonomy places the organism in Eukaryota, Metazoa, Chordata, Mammalia, Primates, Hominidae.